GCUCUGAGGCACAUUUAACUGAGAAGUUUGCAGCGGGAGAGGCUUUCCUUCAAGCUGUUAGUGUUUUAUCCUGGCAGGCUCCUCGAGAUUGUUGUGAGGAGUCUAGCCAGUUGGUGAGCUUUGUAAUCUAAACCAGCUGUCCCAGGCUGAGGCCCCCAUUUGCAUUGUUUAACAUACUUAGAAAAUGAAGUGUUCAUUUUUAACAUUCCUCCUCCAAUUGGUUUAAUGCUGAAUUACAGAAGAGAACUAAGCAAAACCAGGUGCUUUCUCUGUAUUCUCUCCAGUGUCUGAGGAGGUACGGACUGCUCCCGAUCUUCUCCGUUACUUGCUCUUUCAUUCUUUGGACUAUAAAUGACUGAGGAACUGAAGUGCUAGCAGAGGGUAAUGUUUGGAAACACUUUCUAGUUAUUCAUCAGCACGAGCUCUGUUUUUUUUCCACCUUUUCCCAACGGUUUUGGACAUGCAAGGAUUAAAAAGGAUACUGACUGCUUUCACACUGACCAUCUGCCUUUCGAGUCCUGGAAAAGCACAGCAACAAUGCACUAAUGGGUUUGACCUGGACCGUGCCUCUGGGCAAUGCUUAGAUAUUGAUGAAUGUCGGACUAUUCCUGAGGCCUGUAGAGGAGACAUGGUGUGUGUCAACCAGAAUGGUGGCUAUUUAUGUGUACCACGGACAAACCCAGUGUAUCGAUCACCAUAUCUGAAUCCUUAUUCAAACGUUUACCCACCACCCCCAGCGCCAGGCCCUGUUCCUAACUACCCUACUGUUACAAGACCUCUGAUUUGUCGAUUUGGUUACCAGUUGGAUGAAAACAAUCAGUGUGCUGAUAUUGACGAAUGUGCUUCCGAUUCUCACCAGUGUAACCCCACCCAGAUCUGCAUCAAUACUGAGGGGGGAUAUACCUGUUCCUGCACUGAAGGCUACUGGCUGCUAGAAGGCCAGUGUUUAGAUAUAGAUGAGUGCCGUUAUGGCUACUGCCAGCAGCUGUGCGCCAACGUGCCUGGUUCUUACUCCUGUACGUGCAACCCAGGCUUUACCCUUAACGAUGAUGGAAGAUCAUGCCAAGAUGUGAAUGAAUGUACGGGAGAAAACCCUUGCUCUCAGACUUGUGUCAAUACCUAUGGUUCUUUUCUCUGCCGCUGUGAACCUGGUUACGAACUGGAAGCUGACGGAGUUAACUGCAGUGACAUGGAUGAAUGCAGCUUCUCAGAGUUCCUCUGCCAGCAUGAAUGUGUGAAUGGGCCUGGUUCUUACUACUGUGUCUGUCCUUCGGGCUAUAACCUGCUUGAUGAUAGCAGAAGCUGCCAAGAUAUCAAUGAAUGUGAAAUUAGAAACUUCACCUGCACUCUACAGCAAACAUGUUACAAUAUCCCAGGAGAUUAUAAAUGUUUAGAUCCAGUAAGAUGUGAGGAACCUUAUAUCCAGAUUAAUGAGAACCGCUGUAUGUGUCCAGCUGAAAACCCCGGCUGCAGAGAUCAACCAUUCACCAUCCUGUACAGAGUCAUGGAUGUUCUGUCUGGGCGUUCAGUGCCUUCUGACAUCUUUCAGAUGCAAGCAACAACUCGCUACCCUGGAGCCUAUUACAUCUUCCAAAUCAAAUCAGGGAACGAGGGCAGGGAAUUCUACAUGCGGCAAACAGGACCCAUCAGUGCUACGCUGGUGAUGACCCGUCCUGUGAAAGGGCCUCGCACUGUUCAGUUGGACUUGGAAAUGAUCACUGUCAACACCGUCAUCAACUUCAGAGGAAGCUCUGUCAUCCGGCUGAGGAUAUUUGUAUCACAGUACUCAUUCUAAACCUUGAGUUGGUGCCCUGUAAACAUUAAAAACAAAGACACGGUUCCUCCUCUGCAGAACUCUCUCCUCAGAAGCCAGUACGUAUAGCAGCUCAAAACCAAGUCAGUAUUUCCACAGACCCAGUGACCUAUGCCUGUCUGAGGAGAGGGGCCUCUUCAUGCACACCCCUACCAGGAUGCAGACCUCUGAAGGUGUAUCGGCAGCAGAUCCCAUAUGAUUCUCUUAUGUGGUCAUGUAUUUUAAGGACUCUUUUUAUCCACUGUAAACAUUUCUAGGGUAUGAGUCUAUGUUUCAAAGACUGUGAAACCUUUGUAGCUCCAAGGCUGCUUAGCAAAAAGCACCACAGAAACUGCAGAAAAAGCUGGCUUUUGCAAUCUUGCAUUUUUUUUUCUCAUUAUGAAUGGAAAGCUGACAAACAAGUGAAAACUAAAAAAAAAGUCACCUAUUGAAACAAGGGAUCUCAGAAGUGCAAAUUUACAUUUGCAGUUAACUUUGAAAUUAUCAGUCGAGCACUUUGUUUCAAUUCACUCUGCAUUUGUCUUACUUUCACCUGAUUUUCUUUGAUUCUGUUUUGUACUUAAAAUUCAUUGUAAAUUCAUUCCAAAAUAUUUGCUGUAUUAUGUAAUCUUCUACUUUCUAACAUCAUGUCACAUCUUUGGGUUCCUUCCUGUAUUAAAUCGUUCUGUACAACAGAGCUCACAGAAAUCCAUCACUGGAUGGCAUGUUUUACACUGAUUAGGGUGUUAUUCUUAGUUACAGCCAGGCUCUUUGACACAGGUCUCCACUGCCAGAAUUGUGUCAUAGAAUUACCCAGGUUGGAAAAGACCUUGAAGAUCAUCAAGUCCAACCACAGCCUAACCAUAGUACCCUAACUCUAACAACCCUCUGCUAAAUCAUAUCUCUGAGCACCACAUCCAAAUGGCUCUUAAACACAUCCAGGGAUGGUGACUCAACCACCUUCCUGGGGAGCCUAUUCCAGUACUUAAUGUCCAGGGACUUCAAAGCAGGUGAGAAUCAGAAUUUUUCGCUCUUUCUCAGUGCAAUGGUUGCAAACAGUUUAUAAUGGUUGUAAGGUAGCAAUUCUAACUUUUCAGCAAAGGCUGCAACUAAUCUCUUGUUCAACAAGCACUCAGUUCAAAUAUGUCCAAAUUCCUUUAGGAAAGGAAAUAAUAACUAUUCUGUUUGCACAGAAUCUCUCUCCUACAUUCCUGAAAUUAGGGAAAACAAGCUGAAAAGGACUUGAAAUAGCCAUGUCAUUCAUGCCUCUGCCACAAAGCAGACCCACCUAUGCCAGUACCCAGACCUCAAAUGAUGGGAUCCCACAGUUUCCAUAGGUAAUGUCUUCUCAGGUAUAACUGCUGUAAUCAAUAUAAAGUUUUUCCUAAAGUCUAACCUGAGUUUCCCCUGUUGUAAUGUAAGACUAUUGCUUUUUAGCAUACUUGCAGUAGAAAUAGAGAGCAGUUUAUCUUCUCCAUUGCAACAGUCUUUAACGUGUCUGAAGACUGUUGUCACGUCUCCCCUCAGACUGUUCCUCUCUAGUCUAAACAAACCCGAUUCUUUUGGUCUUUCCUCAUACAUCACAUUUUCUGGACCUUUGAUCAUUCCUGUUGCUCUCAUCUGGAUCCUCUCCAGUUGGUUCACAUCUUUCUCAAAGUGCAUUGCCCAAAACUGUGAAAAGUAUUCCAGCUGAGGCCUCACAGUGCUAGACUAAAUAUAUAUAUAUAUAUAUAUUUAGGUGUUUGAAAAUAAAAUUAAUUGUAUAGUUUGGAGGUAUUGUCCUCAUGUUGUUAAAGUCACUGGCAGUUCAGAGUUUUAUUUACUAAGGACAAGGCUUCAAACGCUUUGUUCUAUAUUUCUCUGAAGAAACUACUUGCUUUUUCCCCUUUCUUUUUCCUUAUUCUCUUAUUUGCUCUCAAGGAUUGCUAGCACAAAACAGAUAACCUUUCCUGAGUCUUUUUGAGGACAGGAAUUGUUUAAUGCUACUUGGGAAAGGGAGUUUAUAAGGAUUAUAGCAUGAGUAGACUGGAGGAGAGUUGAAGGCUUUUAUUCUCAUAUGGGGGGCUUCAUUCAAGUCAAGUAUCAAAUGGGAGAACACAGGCUCAGAAAAGUUAUCACAGCUCAGGCUGCCUGGCGCUCUUGCAUCAGCUGACUCUUGUGCUCAAUAAGCUCUACAAGUUUAUCUGGGGUAGUUUUUUCUGUAGGUAUAGAAGUGACUGCUCUUUUUACUGGCACUUAGCUUGAGAAAGUCCUGAUGCAAUGGCCUACAACAGCUAAAUGCUGAGUUGAGUGUGCUUUAGCAGCUUCCACUUCUUAAUAAAGUUUUCUCAUUGAUGCUGCAACACACUAGGCUCCUGUGGCUCAGAGCUCUGCAUGCAGGCUGUCUUUUACUAUGGAAACAGACCAACUUGAGAUUGACUCCAGGCUUUAGGGGGCUAAGCAGAGGGCAGGAAGCCAAUGAGUUUUGUGAGUAGCCAACUGGAGGGUACAAAUGUAGAGGAAACCUGCAGGGACAAAGAAAUAUCAGGGAAAUAUCAGGAAUAUGCUUUCCAAGUGUAUUGAGGCUCACCAGAUGCCAGCCAUGAAGGGGAAAAUAGAAAUGAUCAAGAAGGAGGAAUGCUAGUUUAUAACCAUGAACUAGUUUACAACUCACGGGUCCCAGGUGAUGGAAGGCAGACAUAGGAAAUGAGGCUCUGGUAGCCCAGGACACAGAUAUGGGGCAGGCAGUGUCUUAAAUGAAAGAUGUUAAACUCAAUGUGCUGAGUUUUUCCAGAACAUAAAAGCCGUUCUUCACCCCCGUUGUGCCUCCAUGUUAUCACUUUUUCGUGCCCAGUGGAGUCCUUUCUCCUCCUGCUGUCACAUCACCUGGAGAGGAAGUGCACUCUGUUAGAUAUCAGACAGUUCCUCACUUUUGGGCUGUUCUCCCAUGGUCACUGCAUACCAAACCAGUUUAACCCUAAUUAAGAAAUAUUAAAGAAAUAACAGAGGAAUUCCAUUACUAAACACUUUGUUAAAAGGAUAAGGCUCAAAUGCCUGGUUUUAGCAACAAAUAUUCAUAAAACAAUAUUACACUUUCUAUGUAAACAUUUUGUGCCUUAGAAAAAAAAAAGUGAAAAGUCUGGAAACAAAGGAAUUCAGCCACUUCUCAAUCGCCAUAACAUCUUUCAUCACUCACUAUCGCUCCAGCCAACUUUAACUUUGCCAAAAUAUAUGCCAAUCUCAAAACAAUAACUUACUCGCAGUUUGUAACAUCUAAACUCUCCAUUUCCUAUUCAAAAGUCUGUUUCCAAUAGAUUGUUACAGGCUCAUGUAUUACAGCAAAUUGUGCCAAAUAAAAAGGAAAAAGGAAUAUGCACGUCAGGGUUUUACAGGAUCCGGUGCUAUAGAGCUGGAUGGGUCCUACCUGACGUAUUUGUCUUUGAAAUAUUUUUAGGUGACAGGAUUUUUGUUAACACAGACAACAAAAUGUUAUCUCACUUAGGAGUUUGCUGGAUCCCACAGAAUCACUUUUCAACUUCUGCUUCUCUGACCACAAUAGCUUUGGUGGAAACAGCUGAGCUACAAGAGCCUGCGCACCCACCACCGCGGAGGUAGCAUCCUGUGCUGUUCACGCAGAACCAACAACUUUCACCUUUUCAAUUGGGGAGCCUGUGCCCAUAUUUUCUUGCUUCAGACUUUACAAGAGUCAGCUUUCAUCAUCUCAGAAACAUGGUCUUUAGGUUAGCAUAACACGUGCAUUCACUAUCUCUACAUAGAACAAGCAGAGCAAAAUAAUCGAUACAUUUUGUGGUCAUUCAAUUCAUCCAGUCUGGCUCAUUCACAGAGUGCUACUGGAUCUUUUCUGCAGCAUUUAGCUGUGUUAGAAGCUAAUAAAAAUUUCAUAGCAGAAAGGUGUUUCAAAAAUAAUAAAAAAAUAAAUAAAAAUAUGCCCUAGCAUUAUUUAAGCCUGAAAGGCACCAUUGUUGAAAUAAAUCUGGAUGGAAAAACCCUCAGCUGGUGUUAAUUUGCAUGACUGCUGCUCUUCAAUGGAAAGAGAAAAAGUAUACUGAAGAUCUUCCCUGUGUGUGUAUAAAGCACUGUGAUGUAUUUGUAUACAAAGGAGAAUUUAUGGAAACUAAGACUAAUAGUAGUGUGGCUUUGCAUUUGGAAGCUAAAGAGUUAUAAGAUGACAAACUGUGUAUCCUCCUCUGACAUGAGCAUUUACAAGUGACUUAAACACAUCACUUUCUGUUGCUUUAUGCCUUUGAACCAUUUCUGACUAGCUUAACCCAGAAGCAGGUGCCAUGCAUGAAAUCUGAAGUUGAUAAUUAUAACAAGACUUCCUUUAGAAUGUCUGCCCAGAAAGGCAACCUACACUCAAGAUCUGUGUAAUAGAGAGUGUAAUGGCCCAGAGGUUGUCUCAGAUCCUGUAGGUGUCCUUUUCCUCAUCUGUUUCACUGCAGGGCACAUCUGAUGUUUCUAAGUCUGCAUAUCAGAGGUGGAAACCUCACCAACUACAGGUUUUAUUUGUUCAGACCUCUGAGAUCCCUGUAGUGGUUUCCACUGGCCAAAUGAAACUCAAGUGUAACUCAAGUAAUACCAGUAAAAUCACAUGAGGCAGAUACGCUUUUACACUGGUAAGCAAAUAAUGAUGCUGAGUAGCAAAGGAAUCCUUAGAAAACACUUCAGCAACCAAAAUCUCCACAAAUAUUCAGUCUCUUUCAGCUCUCUACUGGUUCUCAUUUCUCCUUUGUGCAUUUGUCCUGAACAAGUGACCUCAUUAUGGUCAGGCACUGCAAAUGCAUGAUGAAGGAGCUCCACCUUUUCUGUAGCAUUACCCAACAUUUUUCAUUCUGUUUUUUGGAUAUGAGUUGUAGGCUUUGCAUCUCUUUUAUGUCCUAACUGACCUCUGUUACUUUUCUUACAGCCAAGACAGACUCUUUAUUUCCCUGCCAGGUUGCUCUGCUCCCAGCAUAAGAGCAAGUUCUUCAUGCUUUGCUGGAAAUGCAGACACAGUGCUGGCCCACCUGCUGCUUUUGCACCCUGCUCUCUGUAGUGCCAUUAGGCAUGCUUACAGCAAAGUGGAGAGUUGAAAGAAUUGCCCUGCCUGCUGUCAGAACCUCAUUUCACAAAAAGCAUUUGAGAAAAAAAUAGCCAUUCCACAAUUUUGAAGGUAUCAGAAGCUCUCUUAAGUCCUGAUGAGUCACAUUUCCUGAAAUUGGGUCUGUAUCAUGCUGUCUUGAGAGUCACAAAGCUUUUCCAGAAGUCCCGUAAGGACAUGCUUGUGGAAUACAUCUUCUUUAGACUCUUCACAUUUCAGAUGAGGUUUUCUCAGUUUCCAAACACUAACUGUCCCAGCCAGAGACAGUGCAAUGUGAUUGUGACUGUGCUGAAGUCAGUGAUUGCUACCCCAACAUCAGGUCUGGAUUUAGCCCAGUUUUAUUUUAAGUCUUGAAUCUCAGUGUCAGUGGUAUAUAUGUAAACAGAUAUGUAUUAUUUUGACAGUAGACUUGAAAGAUUGUUUCCAGCAAAUAAACAGUAGUAUGACUGCA
Messenger RNA from Coturnix japonica (Japanese quail), 7323 nucleotides. It is a transcript of the gene FBLN5, whose product is annotated as fibulin 5. The record is from RefSeq and is a predicted model, not a curated record. Lineage: Eukaryota; Metazoa; Chordata; Aves; Galliformes; Phasianidae. Gene Ontology annotation, molecular function: calcium ion binding.